Messenger RNA from Patiria miniata (bat star), 6213 nucleotides. Its product is annotated as bifunctional heparan sulfate N-deacetylase/N-sulfotransferase 4-like. The record is from RefSeq and is a predicted model, not a curated record. Bases 184 to 2901 code for a protein of 905 amino acids. Lineage: Eukaryota; Metazoa; Echinodermata; Asteroidea; Valvatida; Asterinidae. Gene Ontology annotation, molecular function: heparan sulfate N-sulfotransferase activity; deacetylase activity. The transcript is spliced from 12 exons. Gene Ontology annotation, cellular component: Golgi apparatus.
UUCCGGUCGCUACAUUGGCGCUUGGUGGCGCCAUCAUAAGAGAGCGGCCGGCCAUGCAUUUUUUGACAGAUUCUCGGAUUCUCGAGUAAAAAUGUCUCGAAAGCUGACUGGACAUGCAUCGCCGCUAGACCCUAGUCACUUCACAGAAUAGAAUGGAUUGGAACACGUUGAUUGGACAAGUGGAUGUUUGUAGAGUCUUAUGACGGAUCUUGCCCAUCCCAGGUCUGUGUUCUGUGGCUCCCAUCUGCCGGGAUUAUGAUGAACCUGAUCCGUUACUCCAGCAUGACCAGCAUCAAGAAGAUCAUGUUUGGGCUGGUCCUGCUCAGUCUUCUCUCCAUCUGGUUCUUGAGUUACAACAUGAUGACUCCACUACGGGGCGAUCACGACCGGGAUCUCCACUUGAAGCUUCCCCCCAGUCAGGCCCUGGGUGGGAGUGAGGGACACCCUGCCCGACGCAGACAGGGCAAGCACUCACCAGCUGCAGAUCAGGAUGACCUACAUCUGAUCCCUGCAGCGCUGAUCAUCACAGAACGUUCUGAUUCAGUCUUUGCCUACAAUCUCACCAGCGCCCUGGAAGCCAACCACAUAGACUUCACCUCAGUCCAGAUCAAGGAGAGGCACUGGCCCAGGCUGGAGCACAAACGGACAGGCAAGUUCUCAAUCAUCAUCUUCCAGAGUAUUCACUCCUAUGUCAGCCUGGACCCAUACCUGCUGAACACCAUACAUGAAUACUGCAGGAAAUACAAUGUAGGCAUCCUUGCCUUUGCUGUAGUCAGAGAGGAUGAUAAUGGAUACACUAGACAGGUUGGUGAAUUCCCAGUUUACAUGGACCAACGGCUGAGCCUCAAAGACCUCACAAUCAACCCAUCCGCCAGCGAUGUCUUACACAUUACUAAAGCAGGUCAGUUCAUCAAUGGCACCAUACCUUACAAUGACUGGACAGUCUUCAGAACUGAUCACGAGUCCUACAAGCCACUGGUCCAGGCCAAAACUCUUAGUCAGGACUCCCUACAACUUCGCUCUCCCUCGGAGGUCCUCCACACGACGGUGCUCAUGGAUCAGGGGCACUUUGAUGGCAUUCAGAGAAUAUUCAUCGGGAACAACUUCCGAUUUUGGCUACACUAUAUUUUGUUUCUGGACAGUGUCAGCUUUCUCUCACAGGGACUCCUGCAAAAGUCACUAGACAGAUACAUACAGGUGGACAUAGAUGAUAUUUUUGUGGGGAUGAAAGGAGUUCGGAUGACCGUGCAAGAUGUAGAGGCCUUACUCCUGGAGCAGCAGGUCUUGGCUGAUAAGAUCCCAGGCUUCACUUUCAAGCUGGGCUUCUCGGGUAAGUUCUUCAAACGUGGCAAUGAGGAGGAGAAGGCAGGCGACGAGGCACUGGUCAUGCAUGCUGACAAGUUUGCCUGGUUUCCACACAUGUGGAACCAUGCCCAGCCCCACAUGUUCAGCAACCAGAGCCAGCUGGUGGCAGACAUGAGAAAGAAUUUCCGAUUUGCAAAGAGUCAUAAGAUUCCUGUGGAGGACUCAUACGCCGUGGCCCCACACCAUUCUGGGGUGUACCCAGCCUACCCUAUGUUAUACAAUGCCUGGAAGCAAGUCUGGGGCAUCAAAGUAACAAGUACGGAGGAGUACCCAGCCCUCAGACCUGCUAGGAAGCGACAAGGCUUCAUAUACAAGGAUAUCAUGGUGCUUCCUAGACAGACGUGUGGUUUGUUCACUCAUACUAUCAUCAUGAAGCAAUAUCCAGGUGGUAGGGAGAGAUUAGACAGCAGUAUCUAUGGAGGAGAGCUGUUUCAAACCAUUGUUAAUAAUCCAAUCAACGUGUACAUGACACACAUGACCAACUACGGCAGUGAUCGGUUGGCAUUGUACACGUUUGACAAUGUCGUCAACUUUGUGCAGAAGUGGACCAACCUCAAACUCAAGGCUGAAUCACCCUUGGAUUUGGCCAUCAAAUAUUUUGAUAUGUUUCCUGAAGAACAAGACCCUGUUUGGACAAACCCAUGCUAUGACAAACGACACUUAGAAAUACUUCCUGAAAAGCACAACUGCAAUCGACUUCCAAGCUUCCUGGUGAUUGGACCACAGAAAACAGGAACCACUGCACUCUAUACGUUCCUGUCACUUCAUCCCAAUAUCAUGAGCAACCUUCCCAGCCAGGAGACCUUCGAGGAAGUCCAGUUUUUCUCAAACUCCAAAAACUAUUACAAAGGACUGGAGUGGUACUUGAAUUUCUUCCCACAAGUUGACAAUACCUCGACUGACUUAUUGUUUGAGAAGAGUGCGACGUACUUUGACAAUGUGUAUGCACCGCGUAGGAUGCACUGGCUGCUUCCAAAGGCCAAGCUCAUCGCAAUAUUGAUUGAUCCAGCCAAAAGAGCUCAUUCCUGGUACCAGCAUGAGAGGGCCCAUGGAAAUCCAGCCAGCCUGAACCACACGUUUUACGAGAUUCUAACGUCAGGCCCUGAAGCCCCAAGGCCAGUCACUUUACUGAGGAGUCGUUGCCUGGAUCCCGGCAAGUACAUCCAGCACCUGCAGAGAUGGCUACAGUACUACCCACCAAACCAGUUGAUGGUGUUAGAUGGUGACUUGUUGAGAGCUGAUCCAGUGGUUGCCAUGGUGAAAAUCCAAACAUUUCUACCGAUAAAUGCAUUUAUUGACUUCACUGAUAAAAUUGUUUACGACGACAAGAAGGGAUUUUACUGCCUUGCCCUCAGGAAGGGUCGCACACGCUGCUUGGGCAAGAGCAAAGGUCGCAGCUACCCUCCCAUGGAUGCCCAAAUGGAGAUUUACCUCCGACACUUCUACCAGGGUUUCAACGUUCAGCUGUUGGCUUACUUGUCGAGCAUUGACCAACCUAUACCUGCGUGGCUAAAUGAGGCACUGACAGAAAGCUGAAACAGGACUUCAGUACUAAACUGGUGUCAAAUGAGAUGGCAUCAUUGUUACACUACGCAUAGAGUUUUUGACAAUAUUUUCAUUACCAAAGAUGGACUGACAGUAAUCCAAGGAGAAAAUGUUGUAGUGUGCUGAGACAUAUACUUUUCAUGAAGACUUUUCCCUGGAAAUAAUUUGAGUCUGGCAGUGUGGCACAUGUGAGGAACGGGAGCAGGAAGUUGGCUAGGAGAUUUAAUUGGGUACUCUACACUGUGUUGCACAUUUAUUGUUGUCCCUCUAGUCAGUUGGCUUGGCACACAAGUAAGUACAAACAUUAGCAGCAGUCCUCAUAUUUCAGCUUAAUUGACUCUUUCAGACUUUCUCAAGCAAGAAUCUUUAUGACAUGCUGGUCAGUCCAUGACUUUCAAUCCAGAGAUCAAGGCAGCAGAAUAUUCACAACCACAAGUCAUCACAAGUCGGUCACAAGUCAUCCGGUCUCAAGUCAAUUCACAAGGUUUAUAAAUGGCAAAAACAACUCUUGUUUUCCCCUUUUUUUCAGACUUUUUCUCUAUAGGUUUUGUACACCUUUUUCUUCCCUACAACUUAAGCACUUUUAUCAAUCUUAUCAAUGUAAUACUUGGCACACGUAGACCACCAGUCGAAGAUGGUCAGCGAAGAUUUUCAUCAUGAUGACGUCAUAAUGUGCCAGGUGACGUCAUAUUAAAGAUGCAUUUUUCCCAGGCCCUUUAUCUUCGGAAGUACAACUCAGAUUGGAAUGAAACUUGGUGUGCAUUUUUAAAAGUUGUACUCAGGGACGUGUUUUAGGUGAAAUUGGAGUGACGUCAUGAUAACAUCACAUGUCAUGUGACUCCCAUUAAUGUGCAUAAUUUAAAGCCUUACAUCUCCACAACUACACAUCCAAUGGGGCCGUAUCAUAAGUCCGACGCCUCAUAGGUCCGACGCCUCAUAAGUCCGAAAUUUCAGACUUCUGAGGCGCCGGACUUAUGAGGCAUAACAUUUAUUUAUUCCGCCUCAUAGGUCCGACGCCUCAUAAGUCCGACGUCGGAAAAAAACGAGGCAUUUAAUUUGUCGGACCUACGAGGCGUCGGAGCUUUGAGGCGUCGGACUUAUGAGCGGACCCCCAUCCAAUUGGGACGAAACUUUGUAUGUUACAAUAUAGACAGGGACGUGUUACGGGUAAAAUUUGAAAUGACGUCAUGAUGACGUCUUCACGUGUCACAUGAUGUCACAUUAAAUGUGCCUGAUUUAAUAUCUAUGGAAGUACAGUCGACUCCCGUUAUAACGAGCUCGGUCAUAACGAUAACCCGGAUGUAACAAGCACAUUCUCCUAGUCCCGACAUGUGAUUGGGAUAAAAUUUGUAUAUCUACAAAAGCUAAUUCCUUUACAAAAAAUCCUAACAUGAUAAUUUUUCCAAAAUCGAAUCAGCUCUGUGCUUGUUAAUUACAAACACACCAUUCGUCUAGUUUGUCAUUGUUCUGCUGUUGCUUGUAACAUGACUUUUGAUUGAACUUGUGAUUGACUUGAUGGCAGCUCUGGAAGGCAGUGUUUCUGCUGAUGUUUGUUUUUGAUUUGUCUCUUGAUGCCAGCUGGGCAGUAGAUGGAUCAAAUGCUGGGUCCGCAUUUAAUCUGAAAGUCACUUGAAAUUUUUUUUUUUUUUAUCUGUGGUACCUCUUGUCUAAAUUUUUACUUACUUUUUUGUAUUCUGAAAUGAUGCGAAGGCGAUCCUACAAAUUGGAGUUUUACCUUUACCAGGGUUUAGGAUUCAUACACUGCACAACCUUACAAAUGUUACCAUGGUGUAUAUUAUAUUACUAGGGUUCAUUUCAUCUAUGGUUUGUGAUCAUUAUAUCUUCUCUGUUGUUCCCAUUGUGUGCUCUUUUGAGUCCAGUUGCUCAGGCAUUUUGGCUAUCAUAGUUGUCAAGCAUAAUGCUCGGUUCACACCUUCCUGAUUUUUAAGCCAAAUCGCAACGAAUAGCAAUUCUUGAGUAAAUCAGGGAGGGUUCUUGACUGCCUCGGGAUGAUUCUGUUACUUCGGUGAAAGAUCGUUAAAGAUCAGGAAGCACCCCGAUACAUUUGAACAUGUUCAAAAUUGUUGGGGUGAUUCGGGAACCAAUUUCAAUUCUUGGUUUAUUCUGGUUGUAUUCAUAACUAAUUCGGGAAUGUGUGAACCUGAACGACUCCAAACAGCGGUCUGUUUGUAUCAUAGAGCAAGAGGGUGCUUUAUAUAAUCAGCCUGUGUUUGGUAUGUGGAUGCUGGGUGCAAGCAAAGUUGCUUUGUCCAUGUGGAACCCUUCAUGUCAUCAGGUUGUGAUGUGGGUUUCCACCCAUGUUGAUGAAAUAAACCAUUUUGAUUAUAGGAGACUUCAGAAUAAUGCUAGCUCUAAGCAGUUUGUCAAUCUAAUUAUUGUCUGAAACGAUCAGUAUCAUGCACUUGAGACUGCUGUUCGGAAUUUUUUAAUUGACUGUAUGAGCAGGGUAUUUUAACUGUACACAGGAUUGUGGAAUUAAUCAAGCUCAGUCUGUCAAUUUACAAAAUGAGUAUAAUAAUAUUUCCAUAUUGGCUUCCUAUGGUAAGCAAAGAAAUGCUUCCUGAGGUGAGAACAAAAAAACAUUGUACAUGACUCAAUUACUGGCAUAUUAUGCAUUGUUAGAGGGGACUGAGUGAUAAAAUGCUUUGUAAUACACCAUUCUUGCCUGGCCAGGCUGAAACUUUAGGAUCACUUAUGGCUUUGAGAAUAGAUCGCGAAGUUCAACAUGGAGUUGAAUGAAGGCCAACUAGUAGACUUCCUGUCCACAGCACUUCACACUGUCCAACCUUCACUGUAUGUAAACAGUUAUUUAGCAUGCCUAAAUUUGAUCCUAAAUGUGGGUUUUAUUCUUGGCCUUACCCUCCGACACCACUAAUGGGGGGAUAUUGCGACAGCAUGUGAGGUUCUUUGUGGUUUAUAGCAUGGACUAGUGUUGGUUGUCAGCUCAUCUUCAGAACGGUUUUUCACAUCACCUUUUUUAAUUUAUCACCCAUACCUACAUUUUACAAAGCCAUGCACCUUCCAUAACUUGGAAGUUAUAUUUCCUUCAUACUGAAUCAUUGAACCAUGUACAUGUAUAAAUGCUCGAGAGGAUUUCUGGGUAUAACCCAGACCCAUUGCAAAGUUUGUAUCCAUUUAACCUAACGGCAUUAUACGGAUAUAAAGCUGUUAACAGUAUUUUUAUGGUGCUUAAUUACGUAUAAUGUAUGAAAUGAAGUAAAUAUUGGAAUCUCAACUUUUUUUAAAUGAUGUAUAUUAAAAAAUGUCUGUAGAAUUGUAUUA